This is a messenger RNA of Mya arenaria, 1975 nucleotides long. RefSeq names its product AP-4 complex subunit mu-1-like. The record is from RefSeq and is a predicted model, not a curated record. NCBI's taxonomy places the organism in Eukaryota, Metazoa, Mollusca, Bivalvia, Myida, Myidae. Bases 72 to 1412 code for a protein of 446 amino acids. Gene Ontology annotation, cellular component: cytoplasmic vesicle; clathrin adaptor complex; trans-Golgi network. The transcript is spliced from 13 exons. Gene Ontology annotation, biological process: Golgi to lysosome transport; protein targeting.
CGGAUGUGGAAAUGUUGUUCUGCUGGAUCAAACUGAAAGUAGCAAAAUGUAAAAUAAUGAAAUAAAUUGAAAUGUUAGCUGUUUCUAAAAUAUUCAUUCUGUCUUCUUCCAACAUUUUGGUUGCCACACAUGACUAUAGGCCCGAUGUGAAAGAUGCCUGUAUUAAUAAUUUUAUUGAAAAGGUGAAGGGGUCAGCUUCCUUGCCUCCAAACUGUGUAAUCAAUGGAGUACAUUUUUACCACAUCAGAAGAAACAAGGUCUUCUUUGUGGCCUGUUCCAGGGCUGAGAUCUUCCCUCUAAUGGCUGUAGAAAUAUUAACCAGGUUCCACCAUGUAUGUAGGGAGCUGUGUGGCACAGUCAGUGACACAUCCCUCCAGGCUAACCUGCCUCUACUUUACGAGCUACUUCAGGAGUUCAUGAAUGAAGGCUAUGUACAACUGGACUCAUCAGAGAAGAUCCGUCCAUACAUUCAGUCGAGUCCGGUGAUCGUUGAUACAGAGAAAUCCCCGGUCAAGGACCUGUCAUCUAGAGUGUUUGGGAUCGAGUCAAAGACAAGCCCAGUUAACUCAGCCAGUCGACCAAUAUCCCAGCCAGCAGGCCAGUCUGGAAGACCUGGAUUCUAUGUGGAUGUCAUCGAGAAAAUGGUCACAACUGUGGCUGCAGAUGGUUCGGUGCCACACACGGAGGUGAAUGGCUCUGUGGUUGUACGGAACUUCCUGCCGGCCGCCCCACAGUUCAAGAUGUUUCUGAAUGAGGAUCUAGUCAUCGCUGACCAAGGCCAGAAAGGUUAUGGUAACCAGGUGCAGUUAGACCGAUGUUCGUUCCAUGCGUGUGUCCAGCAUGACGAUUUCCACAACAACAAAUACAUUGUCAUGUCACCACCUGUUGGAGAGUUUUCAGCCAUGACUUAUACUGCCAGUGGAGAAAUGUGUGUGAGACAGCCGUUCUCUCUCCGAAUGUUUGUCUCUGAGCCGGAAGGAGGUGGCAGGGAUGUGUGUGUGGUGUUAAGACUACAAAGCCUCUACCCGGACCACGUACGAGCAACCCGAGCAAAUGUGAAGGUCCCACUGCCCGCCAGCGUUGUCAGUGUGUCCACGAAGCUGUCCUCAGACAACCAGUCAUCACAGUUUGACCGGCAGGACGCCACACUGACUUGGACUCUGUCUGCUGUGCAGGGGCAGUCCGAACAUAUGGCAGAGUUCAGGUUGAACGUCCAAGGUUCUGGGCCAGUGAGUCGUCGGGACCUUGACCCUGUUGUGCUAGAGUUUGAAAUAUCGGGGUUCACCAGCACCGGGCUGGCCAUUACACACCUCAAGGCUCACAACAUUGACAAACAACAACAGCAGCAACAACAGCAGCAUUUUGUGAGACUGAUCACUGUUAGUGACUCCUUUGUGUUCAGAAGUUUUUGAAAAGGAGGUGUUUUCUAUAAAUUAUAAAUGAGUGCAUCUGCAGAAGCUGAAACACUGUGAUUUAAAUGUCAGUGACAUAAUAAAAAAUAUAAUGUGUUCAAAAUGUAAUAAAAAAAGGAAUUGUCUCUAACCAACAACACUUACAUUUAGCUGCAGCAACAGCAGCUACAGCUACAACAACAACACCAGCAUUUUGUAAGACUAGGUUGUGCUAAUCACAAUUGUAUGUGAAAGAGUGGUCUUCAUGCUCUAGGUUUAUUAAAUGUAUUAUACACUGUAGCUUAUCUUUUUCGCAAUUGGUCACAGGCAUUAUCCAUUAUAACAUGAUGUUGUUGUGUAUCCUAUCUUUUUAUUUUAUUUAUAAAGAGCUAAAAAUUGGUAAAAAAAUUAGGACAAUGCCCUAAAAUUGUCUAUUCGGCAUUGUGUUGUCUGCUAUACCACAAAAUAUUGUGCUGUACACGAGCCAUGAUCGUGCAUUUGUAAGAUUUCUCUAAUUUUUGCAAUGUAUAGAGUACACACAAAGGGCAACAUAUAGACUAUAUAAUAAAUAAAGUUGUACAUGA